AUGGACAGAAGGCGGAUGGCGCUGGGGCCUGGCUCCCGCAGACGGACUGCCUUCUUCUUCCAUUCGAGAUCGCUCGUACCGAACCUCCUUGCCUUCUUCCUGGGUCUCUUGGGGACUGGACCAAUACAUCUGCCGAUGCCCUGGCCGAAUGGCAGGCGACAUCGGGUCCUGGACCCCCACACGCAGCUCAGUACCCACGAGGCCCCAGGCUGCUGGAAGCCUGUAGCUCCAUGGGGGAUGAAAGCCUGUCCGCAGUUUCUGCUGGAGUGGUCAGCCUCUGCCGGAAGGGGGCGCCCUUGUCUUUUUAAUGGUCCUAGCACACUAGUGGAAUAA
This is a messenger RNA of Gorilla gorilla gorilla (western lowland gorilla), 333 nucleotides long. RefSeq names its product putative protein PRAC2. The record is from RefSeq and is a predicted model, not a curated record. The transcript has a single exon. Bases 1 to 333 code for a protein of 110 amino acids. NCBI's taxonomy places the organism in Eukaryota, Metazoa, Chordata, Mammalia, Primates, Hominidae.